AUGGCCUCGGAUUUGAAAGCUGGCCGUCGGCGGGCAACAAGCAGCGCAACCAGACCAGCACAUGUGAGACGAAAGUCCAGAGCAGUCAUUCAGCCAAAGUCAACACAUACAUCAGAUGAAUUCCUUCAGGACUUCUUAGACCCUACUUUCGACCCUGCAACUUUCCUCAACUCGGCUUUGCCUCCGCUGCAGCAACGUUCCGUACCUGGGCGGGCGGGUUCGGAUAUCGCAUCCCUCGCUGAGCUGUCUACACAAGCGCAGAACCUCAUCUCACAGCUAAAUGCGCAGACAUCACGGCUGUCGACUACUCUCACGCACCUCACCGAUGACAUUCUGAGAAGUGGGAGCCGUCUAGCCUACGAGGUAGAGCUACUACGGGGUGAGACGCUGGGUCUCCAGGAAACUAUGAAUGAGACGCUUCAGGACGAUAUCAAGAAAUUCGUGCCUGAAGGGCUACAUGAAGCCAUCGAGGCCAAGAAUGCUGCUGCAGCCGCAGCUAAAGAGGACAGGAGUGCGGCACCGUCAACAACAGCUGCAGCCUUUACCAGUGACGCAGCGAACCCAGAUGACCCUGAGUUUGUCAAACAACUACAAACGUUGACCCUCGUGAGAUCCCGGUUGGAUUCAGUUAUAAAAACCUUCGGAGAUGCUAUGGAAUUUGUGUUCCCGCCAUCAGAGGUAUCAGUCAGCUCAGGCUUCUUAUCGGUAUCAGCACCCGAACCUGGUUCAGCACAACAGAGCUCAGAGGAAAAGGGCAAACAAGUGCUCAAGAACAUCCGCAACGAGAUAUCAGAGCUACUGGACAACUCUGACGAUCCUGUGCAAGGAAUAGAGACGGCCGCGCAGAGAAUUGAGCAGCUCAAGGAGCUAUCUCAAGUAUGGAAGGACACGGCAGAGGAGAAGGGAAGAAACAGGUUUAUAGAGGGCCUUGCCAAGAUGGUUGAGGAUAAGCACCGGGACUUGAUGAAGGAGAUGGAGCAGGCGACAAAGGAUAAGGGUAGAGUGGAAUCACGACCACGGAAAGGAAGUGUCACGAGAGAUGCAGCAUCGUCAUCGUCAGUAGCAGCAGCAGCAACUGUGGUAGAGGAUACAAAGUCACCUGGUGGGUUUGGCCUCAUUAGUCAGUUGCACAAGCUUCGAGGAGGACUGUGA
Fusarium sp. VM40 is the source of this 1152-nucleotide messenger RNA. NCBI's taxonomy places the organism in Eukaryota, Fungi, Ascomycota, Sordariomycetes, Hypocreales, Nectriaceae. The record is from the annotation of a GenBank genome assembly.